This is a messenger RNA of Penaeus monodon (black tiger shrimp), 2608 nucleotides long. RefSeq names its product tyramine/octopamine receptor-like. The coding region runs from base 666 to 1868 and encodes 400 amino acids. Lineage: Eukaryota; Metazoa; Arthropoda; Malacostraca; Decapoda; Penaeidae. Gene Ontology annotation, biological process: adenylate cyclase-activating adrenergic receptor signaling pathway. Gene Ontology annotation, molecular function: octopamine receptor activity. Gene Ontology annotation, cellular component: membrane. The record is from RefSeq and is a predicted model, not a curated record. The transcript has 2 exons.
AGAUAAUGGUCGUUCGAGUUGCAGGGACUAAGCCGCCCAGUCUAGCUUUCCCGUGGACUCGAGGCUGAAAUGUAGCUCGUGUGUGGGUGUGGAGACUGAGAGUCCUUUUUUUUGAGACAGAGGGAGAAGGAGGAAUUCUAUAACGUUCUUGUGAAUUGAAAGAGUUUUUUUGUUUAUUGUUAAGAAUAGUGCAUCGUGUUCGUUUGCUGUAUUCGUCUGGGGUGACAUAUGCCGGGAAAUCUGUAUUGUUGUUUUUGUUUUUUUUUCUAUAUGUAAAACAGUAAAUAGAUCCAUGAAUGGUGACCGUACAGAACAGAGAGUGAUUCCUUAUUGUUGUAAAGGAAAGUCACCGAUGUUGAUUACAGGCUGUGAGAAUAACGAAUAUGAACAAUUUGACUCGGUGAGACUAACGCUCCACUGUUCUUCAAAGGACUUGGCGGAUACAAUACGUUCGGGAUAACACUGUAAUCUGUUAUUUUAUCCCAGUUAUCACGUACUGAAAGAAAUGAGUGGAAAAUGUGACGAUUUCUCUAUACUGACGUGCAGAGUUCUGUGAGACACCCGUACCUGAGCGCCAGCAUAGGAUGAGGAUAUAAGCUCAGAGGUUCAAGUCAGCGGCCUCGUGAGGAGCCCAGAGUCGGCUAGGGUCAGCGCUUGGCAGCAGGAUGACGGUGCCAAGUCAGCCCGAGAACCACAGUUACCCCGCCCUGCCCGACUCGGCCUUCGACAUGUCCAGGUCGGGGGGAAGCUUCGUGCUAGCCGACCUGGAGAUCGAGAUGCCGGUGUGGGAGUUCGUCCUCACGGUGGUCUGCCUCAGUACCAUCACCGUCUUCACCGUUUUCGGGAACGCCCUCGUCAUCGUGUCCGUGUUCACGUAUCGGCCGUUGAGGAUCGUGCAGAACUUCUUCAUCGCGUCGCUGGCCGUGGCCGACCUGACGGUGGCCGUGUUCGUGCUGCCUUUCGGCGCCGUCUACACCAUCCUCGGGAAGUGGAUCUUCGGCCUCCACCUCUGCAGGUUCUGGCUCACCAUCGACAUCCUGUGCUGCACGGCCUCCAUCCUCAACCUGUGCGCCAUCGCUCUCGACCGCUACUGGGCCAUCAGCGACGCCAUCAACUACGCGCAGAAGCGAACCCGGAGGCGCGUGCUGGCCAUGAUCGGCCUGGUGUGGGCCAUCAGCGUGGCCAUCUGCCUGCCGCCGCUGUUCGGCUGGAACGACUGGCCCGAGGUCUUCACGCGCGACACGCCCUGCACGCCCACCAAGCAAAAGGGUUACGUCAUCUUCUCCUCCGUCGGCUCCUUCUACUGCCCGCUGCUCAUCAUGGCCGUCCUCAACGUCAAGAUCUUCCGCUCCAUCCGCAGCAGGCUCCGAAAGCGCGUCUCCAGGCACAGCCAAGUGCUCGGCCUCGGAAACAUCCGGUUUUCGCGGAUAGACAACAUCUCGACGUAUGUGGCGCCGCCCGCGACCCGCCCCGCCCGCGCCCUCAGCGGGACCUACGCGGGGCGCCCGGACGACGACGCGCAGCACGUCGGCGGCGCCAAGGGAAACGCCCCCACGCUCCCCAACGACGACAGCGAGAUCCAGCAGGUCAUCCGGAGGACGCGGAAGAUCUCGCUGUCGAAGGAGCGUCGCGCCGCCCGGACGCUGGGCAUCAUCAUGGGCGCCUUCGUGGUGUGCUGGCUGCCCUUCUUCCUGAUGUACGUGGUCCUGGCCUUCUGCCCGACGUGCGCGCCCCCGAGCCCCAAGCUCAGCGCCUUCGUCAUCUGGCUCGGCUACGUCAACUCGGCACUCAACCCCGUCAUCUACACCUUCUUCAACAAAGACUUCUCGAGAGCCAUCGCCAGGAUCCUCAGGCGACCCAGCAAGUGAACGGGCGAGCGGGCGAACGUGGGAACGGGCGAACGUGGGAACGGGAGAACGGGCGAACGUGUGAACGUGGGAACUGGAGAAUGUGUGAACGGGCGAACGUGUGAACGUGGGAACUGGAGAAUGUGUGAACGGUCGAAUGUGUGAACGGGCGAACGUGUGAACGUGCAACAUCCAACGUGGGAACGGUCGAAUGUGUGAACGGGCGAAUGGACGAACGUGUGAACGGGAGAACGUGUAAACGGACGAACGUGUGAACGGACGAACGUGUGAACGGGCGAACGGACGAACGUGUGAACGGGCGAACGUGGGAACGGACGAACGUGUGAACGGGCAAACGUGUGAACGGGCGAACCUGGGAACGGGCGAACGGACGAACGUGUGAACAUGUGAACGGGCGAAUGUGUGAACGGGCGAACGUGUGAACACGUGAACGAGUGAACGUGUCAACGUGAGAACGGAUGAACGUGUGAAUGGGCGAACGUGUGAACGAGCGUGAAAGGGCGACCAGCUUGUGAGGUGAAUCUAACCUUUGCUUCGAAUAUCCAAAUCCUGUGAUUAUCCGAGCUUACCAGAAUUCUGCGUCGGACUGAUUACUUAUUAAGCAGACUGACGAAGACGCUGAGACUCGAAAUAUUUUGAUUAUAUUUUGAUAUUAUGAUUAAGGUGGUUCUGUGCCGCGCAAGAUGACCAUUUUUUUCCCAUUUAACUUUUUGCUAAUAAAUAAUGAUUAAAAUACAAAA